Messenger RNA from Linnemannia hyalina, 1404 nucleotides. The record is from the annotation of a GenBank genome assembly. NCBI's taxonomy places the organism in Eukaryota, Fungi, Mortierellomycota, Mortierellomycetes, Mortierellales, Mortierellaceae.
AUGUCAGCAAAUUCAACACAACACAGCCAUAGCGAAGGGCGACCCAAGGUUCUUAUCGCUGGAGGAGGACUGGGAGGUCUUACCAUGGGCCUGCUUCUUCACAAGGCCGGUAUUCCCUUUGAAAUCUAUGAGCGCGCCACCGACGUCAAGCCCCUCGGCUCAUCGAUGUUCCUGAACAGCACGACGGCUUCUUUUUUCAAACAAUGCGGGAUCUACGAUGAGUUUGUCGCCAUUGGCAAAUAUGCUUCCAAUAUCCUAAUGUGUACCGAGGAACGCAAGGUUGAUUUCACCAUGGAGUUUGCACAACACGAGAAAGAAUUUGGCGCAAAGGGCUACAUGGUCACCCGCCCACAAUUCUACGGCCUGCUCCAGCGCCACAUGCCCAAGGAACACGUCCACACCGGCAAGAAGAUCGUUGGUAUGGACCAAAACGACGAAGGCGUCGUCCUUCGUUUCAGCGACGGAACCGAAGCAAGGGGUGAUAUCCUUAUCGGAGCCGACGGAGCUUAUAGUGCCGUGCGUACAGGUCUCUAUGCCAAGUUGAAGGAGGCCAAGAAACUCCCACCAUCCGAUGCGUUGCCUCUCCCUUUCAGCACAAUUUGUCUGGUCGGCCAGACUCUCCCCAUUACGACGAAGGAGUUCCCGGAUCUCAAGCACCAGGGAUGUUUGUUCCGUCGCAUCAUUGGUACCGACAAGAUGUACUCUACCAACAAGGAAGACGAGGCGUUCAAAAACUCUGACUGGGGUCCCGAAGCAGCAAUGGCGAUGUGCGAGGAAGUCAAGGACUUUCCUGUUAUGGGCGGAGACGGCAAGGAUCUGACUCUAGGAGACCUGUUUGCCUGGUCUUCGAAAGAUUACAUUUCUAAAGCCAGUUUGGAAGAAAAGGUGUUUGAAACGUGGUACGAUGGUCGCACUGUACUCCUUGGCGAUGGUAAGCUACCAGGCACAACAAUACCAGCAAACGAUGGACGUGUCCAGUUCAGUCCUUCUGGAGGCGUGGGAGCCACCAACGCCAUGCACGACGCCAUCGUCUUGUCAAACUAUCUAAAUGGUCUGCCCCUCAACCCUACCGCCAAGGAUAUCGAAGCCGUGUUCAAGGAGUACAAGAAUGAGCGCAUCAGCUGGGUCAACAACGCCUUCGAAAGCAGCAAAGUCUUCCGUACGAUGGUUGGCCAAUCACUCAAGUCAAAGAUUAUUCGACAAUUCUUCAAGCACAUUCCUGGAUUCGUCAUGCGGAAAGUGGAGUCUCGUCAGUUCUGCUAUCGUCCUCAAGUUGCGUUUUUGCCACAGGUCGAGGACAACGGCGCCUUCCCACGGGUACAUCAGCCUAGUUUGUAUAUCAAGGGACCUCAGGCGAGAACACAGGCGGACGGAUCGUCAGAGCAGCCUGUCACUGCUGUUUGA